UGAAGAACCCCCGUCUUGAAUUAGGCUCUGUCAUGUUCCACGUUCGGUGACAAGAUCCGCUUUCUUGGCUUCGUGAGCGGGUUCGGCGCAAUCAAAUCGCGACGGCAGAAAAUCUCUACGUCGUUCUUGUUGCAAUCUUUGAAAAGGGCAACGGUUCUUUAUACAUAUAAGGCUCGGCUUCUCUCUUUCUUAAACUUCUGGAGGUACCAAGGCUCCCAGCAUCUCUCGUGUUCGCACUCGUCGCAUUCUUUCCCCACCCCGAUCCCGGCUGGCGGCCUCCAAGACAGCCAAGUCCGUGCGUGCGGCUGAACACCGAGGAACUCUCAGGCUGCAGGGUGACUCAGUGGAGCUAUCUGAUAAUAAGCAUUAGAGGUUCGCCGAAAACAGCUUCUGGAAAAUGGGAACACAGUUCGAAUCCCAACAAAGGACCAUGAUGUUCGCUGAGAACAUCUUCGAAGGCUGGCUGUCCAUGCCGUCCAUGGAGGCUUUGCUUAAUGAUGGAACCGAGAUGUCAUCUGAACAUUCAACCACGACCAUCUCUCCCCAGUCGCAACGACAAGAAGACAUAGCAUUUGGGAUAACGCAGGCAGACCCGCCCGCCAGAAAUGAAACUCCCAAGGCUUCCAAAAACACCCCUGUUGACGACGCCGCUGGACGCAAGAGACGCGGCCACACCAAAUCUCGACUAGGGUGCAUCAGCUGUAAGAAGCGGAAGAUCAAGUGCCAAGAAAUAUGGCCUUCUUGUACCAAUUGCGUGAAGCGUGGUUGUGCCUGUAGAUACCCAACGGUAUUCAAACAUACGCAGCAUGACCGUAUCGUUUCCGAAGUGAUGAGUAGUCCACGUCAAUUCGUCAAGCUCUCAGAAACGCCAAAAAUGUUUUCGGCGAAUGAUAUGCGUCUCUUUCACCACUUCCUUAUUGCUGCACAUCCAUGCAUACCUAUCAAGCAUGAAUCUGUUUGGAUUCAAGAUAUGCCUACAUUCAGUCACCACUAUGACUAUCUCAUGCAUGCUAUCCUCGCGUUAGCCGGCUCCCAUCUCUCUAUGUUCAUUGACGACCCGAGAGGCAACAUGGCUCUAUCCCAUCGCCAGACAGCCAUCAAAGGGUUAGAAGAAGCAUUCGCUAGAUGGCCCCCGAAAGCCGAUGAGGCUCAUGUUAUGCUUGCGACUUCAUACCUCCUCGCAUUUCAAGCAGGAUACAUGCCUGACGGUUUCCUUGACAAUAUCCUCUCUCUACGCGGCUGUGCUUUCCUAUCACAAUUUAUUCUUUCCAAUCGCCUUGAAGGGGCAUUCUCGGUCGAACCAAAUCUUCACAGCACAGGACUCGAGCUCAAGCUUAGGAAUUUCCCGUCUCUUGAUCAAACUUUAGUCCGCAACGCACUUCGCUCCACUGUGCACUUCUCGCAUCUUCUCGAAGCUGAUACCACGCAAGAUAUUGAAAAGGCUCUAUUUGCCCAGCUAGUGGAGUCUAUUCGCCCCCUCUGCAUUUAUUUCCCCCCGUCCGAAUCACCUGAUCCGCCAGCUUCUUCCCGGUCAUCAAGCACAGGUAGCUGGGAGUGCUCACUAGCGAGUAGACUUGCCACCCCCCUACCCUCUCCUACGAAUAUCAACAAUCCGAUUUUGCCUGGGGAUCUACCUGUGACAUUGAAUGAAGUUAUAGCUCGAGGCAGAGGUUUCAUCGAAGACAUCCCCCCUGGGCACGUGCCAGAUCCCUUCCGAGCGUUGAACGCUUUAAUGUCAACGCUCGUAAUUCUUACCACCUGGCCUCAGGACGCUGUGCUUCAUCUGAUGUCUCCAUCAAACAAACUUGGCAUGAUCACGAUGGCGCACUUCGGCGCAAUACGCAUCAUCGUCACUCCACUAUCCGCUCCUGAAUCCGCUUUGAAUACUCCCGUCAAAGCAAUGAUCGAAUGGUGUGAGAAGAUUAUCGAUGCAGUGGAAGACGACGAAAACAUCAAAUGGAGUCAAUACGUUGAAUGGCCUGCUACCAUCUUUCGCACCCUACGAGGUUAUUUGAAUCAGAAACACGGGCUGACGUUGGGCGACAUCCAUGAAAGGCUCGUGAAGGAUGCAGCGGCGUUCCUUGAGGGACGGCCCGGGUGCAUAUUGCGAUGACCCGAAGGCGAAGGCAAUCCUGCUUUUUACAGAUGUUGCUCGUUUUCCACUUCAUUUUCUCUUCUCAAAAAGGGCGUCCCGGGUUCAGUCAUUGUAUUCCAUUUCUUGUUUUGAUUCACGGUCGUGGGAAUCCUCCACUCUUCAUAAAAGAUAGACUAAUAUCACCUUUCCAGGAUUAACGCAUCUCGGAUAUUUUUACCGUUCAAA
This is a messenger RNA of Lindgomyces ingoldianus, 2320 nucleotides long. RefSeq lists its product as uncharacterized. Gene Ontology annotation, biological process: regulation of transcription by RNA polymerase II. NCBI's taxonomy places the organism in Eukaryota, Fungi, Ascomycota, Dothideomycetes, Pleosporales, Lindgomycetaceae. The coding region runs from base 398 to 2113 and encodes 571 amino acids. The transcript has 6 exons. Gene Ontology annotation, molecular function: zinc ion binding; DNA-binding transcription activator activity, RNA polymerase II-specific. The record is from RefSeq and is a predicted model, not a curated record.